UGCGACGAUUGUGCGCUCUUAACUAAUCCUGAGUAAGGUGGCCACUCUGACAGUCUUCUCAUGCUGCCUCUGCCACCUUCUCAGUCAGAAGACAUCAUUUCAACUCCAACGCAGCAUGAUCGAAACGUACAGCCAACCUUCGCCCCGCUCUGUGGCCGCUGGACCACCCGUCAGUAUGAAAAUCUUUAUGUAUUUACUUACUGUUUUUCUUAUCACCCAGAUGAUUGGGUCAGCACUUUUUGCAGUGUACCUUCACAGAAGAUUGGACAAGAUAGAAGAUGAAAGGAAUCUUCAUGAAGAUUUUGUGUUCAUAAAAACGAUACAGAGAUGCAAGCAAGGAGAGGGGUCCUUAUCCUUAUUGAACUGUGAGGAAAUCAGAAGCCAGUUUGAAGACCUGGUCAAGGGUAUAAUGCAAAGCAAAGAAGUGAAGAAGAAAGAAAAAAGCUUUGAAAUGCACAAAGGCGAUCAGGAUCCUCAAAUUGCGGCACAUGUCAUAAGCGAGGCCAGUAGUAAAACAGCAUCUGUCCUGCAGUGGGCCCCCAAAGGGUACUACACCCUCAGCACCAACUUGGUGACCCUGGAAAACGGGAGACAGCUGGCCGUCAAAAGACAAGGAAUCUAUUACAUCUACGCCCAAGUCACCUUCUGCUCCAACCGGGACGCCGCGGGUCAAGCUCCCUUCAUAGCCAGCCUCUGCCUGAGGUCCCCAAGCGGGUCGGAGAGAAUCUUACUCCGCGCGGCCAACACCCACAGUUCCUCCAAGCCCUGCGGGCAGCAAUCCAUUCACUUGGGCGGAGUCUUCGAGUUGCAACCCGGCGCUUCGGUGUUCGUCAACGUGACUGAUCCAAGCCAAGUGAGCCACGGGACCGGCUUCACGUCUUUUGGCCUCCUCAAACUCUGAGCGGUGUGAGCUGGCAGGCUGCGCAGGGCUGAUGCUGGCCGUCUCCGCCAAGCAGCAGAGCGGUCCAAAGCCACCCCUACCGUUCAACUGCCUAUUUAUAACCCCAGGAUCCUCCUCAUGGAGAACUAUUUAUUAAACAUCCCGAGGCACGUAGGGCUGCAAUGAGUGAGUCCCGGGGCGGGCGAAACCCCCAGCAGGCCCUGCUCCAUAAAAGCUUAUAUUCUGAAGCAGCAACCCCACCGACGCAGACUUCCAGAGGGUCCUAUGAAAAGACAAGGGCAUUUGCACAGGUUGAAUUCUGAGUAAACAGCAGAAAAUUAGCCAACUUUAGUUUUGUCUCUUUUCAUGCAGUGUCUUUCAGUGGAGAAUGUAUUUGAUUUCUCAGCGAAGAUGCCCAAGGGCAACGGGGAGCCUCAGCUCGCAGUCGUUUGUGGUGGAUGCUGGGUCCCCGAGGCAGGGAUGGAGGGGGCCGCCUCUAGAAAGUGUAAUGCAGUGGAGAACCGAAAACCCUGCCCCCACCAGCCACCCUGACACUCAUUCGCAUCCUCUCUUUCUCCUACACACACACACACACACACAGAGUCAGGCUGUUGCUAAUCAGCUAUCUUAUUUCAAGCCCGUUCCUAACUCCACCACUGUCGAUGGGGGGGAGGGGGGCCGCCCCAAGGCUGCCCAGUCCUCCCCCGAGAAAUGACUGUAUUUAAAGGAAAUCUAUUGUAUCUAUCUGUAGUUCUCAUUGUCUCCAGAGUGAACUUGUGAUUAUCUUGUUAUUUAUUUUUUGGAUAAUAAAGAUCUCUUAACAGUA
This is a messenger RNA of Phacochoerus africanus (Common warthog), 1706 nucleotides long. RefSeq names its product CD40 ligand (gene CD40LG). Bases 116 to 901 code for a protein of 261 amino acids. Lineage: Eukaryota; Metazoa; Chordata; Mammalia; Artiodactyla; Suidae. Gene Ontology annotation, molecular function: tumor necrosis factor receptor binding. The record is from RefSeq and is a predicted model, not a curated record. The transcript is spliced from 5 exons. Gene Ontology annotation, biological process: immune response. Gene Ontology annotation, cellular component: membrane.